Candidula unifasciata is the source of this 525-nucleotide messenger RNA. Lineage: Eukaryota; Metazoa; Mollusca; Gastropoda; Stylommatophora; Geomitridae. The record is from the annotation of a GenBank genome assembly.
AUCAAUCAGAGGAUGGCGCUGAAAACUAGCAUGGAUUCAUAUGUUGCUGAAUUGUCUGAGCUGAAAGUGGCUGUGUUUGGCAACACUAGUAGAGCUACUGUAGCACCCAACGCACUAGCUGCAGCGACUCCCUCGGUGGCCUUCUCGUCCAAGCUGAGCUACAACCGAGAGCUGAAGCCCCUGGACACCGUCAUCUUCGAUACUAUUCUCACCAACGACGGCAACGCUUAUGACCCUGACACUGGAAAGUUCACAGCGGUGACCCCUGGCACGUAUUUCUUCCACUCGACAAUCCUGUCCGGCUACAACACAAAAGUGGAGACAGCCAUUAUUGUCAACGACAAGGAAAUUGCCCGGAUUUACUCUGGCGCGCAUGACGCUCACGGAAGCGGAAGUAACAUGGCCAUCGUGAACCUGCGCACUGGCGACUCCGUGUGGGUCCGUCUGCUGUACCAGGGCGGAAACCACGUGCAUGGAUACUACAGCACGUUCUCUGGGGCUUUGCUGAGGUCAUCCGAACCUUGA